AUUGUAUUAUAUACAUUAAAGAGUGGAAGAAUUGAUUCUGCAUGCACGUUCGACGAAAUUGAGCUUACCUCCGUCUAGGGUUUUCAAUUGCUCUGACCAAAUUCAACAUGCUACUGACCCUGGAAUUCGGUGGUGGGCUUGAACUUCUUUGUGACUCAGUGAAGAUUCAUACUGUUAAUGUUUAUCCACAAAAUAAAGCAGAGAAGUUAAGCAUGAGAGAUCUGCUUUCUUGGGUACGUACCAAUUUGAUCAAGGAGAGGCCUGAAAUGUUCAUGAAAGGAGAGUCUGUGAGACCUGGUGUACUUGUUUUGGUGAAUGAUUGUGACUGGGAGCUGAGCGGCCAGCUGGACACAACCUUGGAAGAGAAAGAUGUGGUAGUUUUUAUUUCAACCUUGCAUGGUGGAUAACAUCAGACUGUUUCUUUCUCAUUCCGGAUGAACCAUUUAAUACGAGAGGCUUAUUGAAGUUCAGGUUCUAUGGCCUUGUCUCUGAACUUAACCCAAUGUCUAGUGUCUAGUGUCAUAUCAAUUACUCCACAUGGCUUGGGUGGUGCUAUUGUACUUCUAGAUAUUUAUAAAUAUAUUGAUCGUUGAAGGAGAUGAGAGUAAGUUUUUGCUGAUAUAAGCUGAAUUUCUUCUGAAGGAAACAAAAAGAGUUAAAGAUUUGGAGAGUGAUUAUAAAUUCUUAUCUUUCUGUUUUCCCCUCGCAA
This is a messenger RNA of Carica papaya (papaya), 709 nucleotides long. Its product is annotated as Ubiquitin related modifier 1. The record is from RefSeq and is a predicted model, not a curated record. NCBI's taxonomy places the organism in Eukaryota, Viridiplantae, Streptophyta, Magnoliopsida, Brassicales, Caricaceae. Gene Ontology annotation, biological process: tRNA thio-modification. Gene Ontology annotation, cellular component: cytoplasm.